This is a messenger RNA of Tetrahymena thermophila SB210, 600 nucleotides long. RefSeq names its product glutathione S-transferase, amine-terminal domain protein. Lineage: Eukaryota; Ciliophora; Oligohymenophorea; Hymenostomatida; Tetrahymenidae. The record is from RefSeq and is a predicted model, not a curated record. The transcript has a single exon.
AUGAAUAUCUUUAACAUAAAGUUAAAUCUGAUUCUUGCUGUAGGAUUAGGUGUUACUGGAAUAUUUUCUGGACUUUAUUGGUAUCAUGGCGCUUUUUCUCAUGUUGAGUUUACAGAUUCAAAGUAUGGUCCUUAUGAUUUCGUCUACUUUAAUAGAAUAGGAAGUUAUGAAACUUUAGACAGUGAUUGGAUUAAGAUUAAAGAUGAGGUUGAAAAUUAAUUUAACAGUCCGCAUUUUAUUGGUAUUUACUAUGACGAUCCUAAAAAGCUAAUAGAUUAAAAUUAAGCAAGAGCUGCUCUUGGUUUCUCUGUAGAAAAAAGUGAAAAGAAUAAGAUAUAGGCUUUCUUAGAUAGCCACUCAAGUUAUAAACUUGUAUAUCUCCCUGAAGUAAAAAGCUAUACAACUAGCUUCCCCUUUAAAUCCUAUUUCUCAUUUAAAUUAAUUUAGGAGAAAGUCUAUCCUAAAGUUAGUGAAUUGGCGUCUGAGAAAAAGUUAUAACCAUACUGCUUAGUUGAAUCCUACUUAAUUUAGUAACAAAACAAAAAAUUUAAUUUUGAUAUUCCAUUUGGAGAGUAAUCAAACAGAUACUUCCUAUUUUGA